AUGAAAACCGUCGGCGUUUUCCCCGCCUCAGGGGGUCUGGCAGGCAGCACGAUCACUCAUCUGCGCAAAAUAUUCCCUGAUGACCAUCUCAUUUUCAUCAGCCGUCAUCCUGAAAACCAGCCAGCAGAGUACUCGCAAGGCGGUGUCCGUCUUCGCCAAGCAUCCUACGAGUCUUCGCCGCAGGAGUUGGAAAAAUCGUUCAAAGAUGUUGACGUUCUGUUCCUCAUCUCAUACCCAAGUCACGUCCGUGACUACAGGGUCCAGGUUCAAAUCCCAGCUGUUGACGCAGCCGUGAAGGCUGGCGUCUCUCACAUUUUCUAUUCAUCAUUGGCAUUUGCUGGCCCUGUGUCAAGCAGCUUGUCCAAGGCCGAGGUGAUGCAGGCGCACCUGGUGACCGAGUCUCACCUGAAGUUUCUUGCUGCCAACAAGCCAAAAUUCACUUUCACAGCCAUCCGGGAGGGUCUCUACUCAGAGUCGUAUCCCAUUUACACGGCCUUUUUCGAUGCAGCAAAUCCAAGCUCGGAGAUCCGCAUACCGCACGACGGUAAAGGGCCCGGUGUGGCAUGGGCCAAACGUGAUGAACUGGGAGAGGCGACGGCUCGACUCAUUGCACAUUAUGCCGGCGCGCACAUGGCAGAUCUGGAGAGCAUUGAUCUAGAAAAUCAAAUACUGCUCUUGACUGGCCCGAAGGUGUGGACACUCGAGGAGACGGUAGAGCAGCUGAGCAAAUGUGUAGGGAAACCGGUCGCGAUACACGAGGUCAGCGUGGACGAGUACGUUUCGCAACUGCAAGUCAUCGCCGUCUUUGGAAGUCAAGAGAAGGCGACGACAUGGGCUACUGCCUGGGCGGCUAUCAAGGCUGGAGAGACUGCGGUGGUCACGCCGUUGUUGGAGCAGGUGCUGGGUAGAAAGCCGGAAGAAUUUGACGUCACGCUCAAGAACUAUCGAGGGGCAUCUCACGAAUGA
Molecule: messenger RNA, 966 nt
Organism: Pyricularia pennisetigena
Lineage: Eukaryota; Fungi; Ascomycota; Sordariomycetes; Magnaporthales; Pyriculariaceae
Exons: 2
Coding region: 1-966 (321 amino acids)
Source: RefSeq, a predicted model, not a curated record